Megachile rotundata (alfalfa leafcutting bee) is the source of this 429-nucleotide messenger RNA. RefSeq lists its product as uncharacterized. NCBI's taxonomy places the organism in Eukaryota, Metazoa, Arthropoda, Insecta, Hymenoptera, Megachilidae. The record is from RefSeq and is a predicted model, not a curated record.
AUGAGUUUUGCAUACAUGCUCUCAACUUCGGUGUCAUUGCAGGUAAUUCUGACUUGUCUCUUGCUGUUUCACGCCGACAACCACGUCGUCUCAGCAGCUGAAUCCAUUAACAUUUUCUCGUUUAUUCACGACCUGAUUCAGUAUAACGUAGCGGGGAUACCGCUCAUCCAUGAGCGGACGGAAUGGGACUUUGAUCCGGACGUCGGGAAACAGAGAAGAGUAAAGUACGAGCAGCAAAAUGGUCGCCAUGGGGAGCUCGCCAUCGAGAGGAUCGGCAUGGGUAUUGGAUACAAAGGUCCAUGGGGAACGCCAGCGUGAAAGCGCAUCGAUUAAAAUUAAUCAAUUAACUGUAAAAAGGGGACUUUAAUAAUCAAUCGACUAUGUCGAAGACUGUAUGCCUAGCUAGUCUGAAAAAUAAAAAUAUAUUUC